Molecule: messenger RNA, 1801 nt
Organism: Prionailurus viverrinus (fishing cat)
Lineage: Eukaryota; Metazoa; Chordata; Mammalia; Carnivora; Felidae
Gene: SPACDR
Product: sperm acrosome developmental regulator
Exons: 3
Coding region: 976-1587 (203 amino acids)
Source: RefSeq, a predicted model, not a curated record
GAAGGGAAACAAUGAGGCCUUUGGUAAUUGUGCAGGAUCCACCCCCAGCUUCCCAGCGUGUCCCCUCUGCGGGCUGGAUCCCAGUGGUGGCUUGGGGGCGGGGCCGGGGGCCCUGAAUGGGCCCCUUGUCUCAGCGCUGGGUGUGGGCCAGGCUCCCCGGGCACACGGUGCCCUCGCCAGGCCUGGCUGGCCUCUGUGGCUUCCACCCCCAGCUGGCUGAGGACGGGCCCUGUGGGUGAGCAGGCCCCUCCCUGAGAGCCUGGGCUGGGCUCCCAUCCCAGGCUGCAGAGACAGGUAGAGAGAAGGACCCCAUCUAGUGGGGAAGGGGGAGAAGCAGCAGCCAACUGUCUCAGAGCACCCUGACCCCAGACUAAAGGGGACCUGUGGAGGGAGAGUGGGACACUGGAGGCCCACCCAGGUUGGACUUCCCACCCUUUGGCUCCCUGCCUUUAUGACCUUGGGCAGGUUCUUUGUUUUUUUCUGAAUCUCAGCUUCCCUACGGGUAAAAUGGCUCUGACAGUAAUACCUACCGGAAGGGUUGCUGUGAUGAUUGCAUGACAUCAUACCUGGGAAAUGCCCAGUGAGUAUCAGGUGCUCAAUAAAUGUUAGCUUCCCUUCCCUGGACCUGGGGGAAGGAGAACUGAGGGCUCCGGGAUUGGUUCCAGGGAUCCUGGAAGGGCCUCGGGGGGUGGGGUCAGGGGUAGGUAGGCUCUCACAAUGGGCUAGAACUCUGCCUUCCUCUGAGUUCUCAUCCACUUUGACUCCUCUCCCUGUCUCAGGGAGGGGAGGAAAGGCUUAGGAUGAGUUGUCAGUGAAAGUUUUCCCCCUAGAUUCUCCAUUUCUUUCUUCUUGGCUGCACUUGAAGCUUCCAAGAGACCCCUUAGGUGGUGGCCACUGGCCUGCAGCCUGGUCCCCUCCACCCUUUGUACCAAAUGCUUGUCCUGCCCCCUACUUGGUGCUUGUAUAUUGGGAGAAAUGGCGGUGGUUAUGAGGUUCUUCCGAUGGAUUUGGCGAAAGAUUACUUGCUGGGUUUUCUUCUGGAAACAAAAAGCUAAGUCAACCUUCUUGGAACACCAUGAUUCCCAGAAAAGUGUAUUGAAGGUGGAGAAGACUCCCAAGGUGGUUGAGACUUUCAAGUUGGUUGAGCCCUCCAAAGAGGCUAAGAUUUCCAAGAUGGUGGAGUCCCCCGAGGUGGCUGAUGCCUGCGAGUUGGCCAAAGCAACAGAUAGGGCUAAGGUGGAGCCGGGUCAUAGGGCCCGAUCCCUGCUGCAGCUGCCCCGGACAGCUGUCAAGUCUGUCUCCAUGCUCAUGGUAUCGGCCCUGCAGAGCGGCUGGCAAAUGUGCAGCUGGAAGUCAUCUGUGAGUUCUACCUCCAUUUCCUCCCAAAUGAGGUCUGGGUCCCCAGUGGAUACGUCGGAAGCUGAGAUGCUGCGGGAAGUGUACCUGAUACUGUGGGUCAUUCGGAGACAACUGCGACAGCUGGCCCGCAGUCAGGAGAGGCGGAGGCGGCGCCACAUCCGGGCCCACACUGGCUCCCAGCCUGACACGGCUCAGGGCCUGAAACAGGAUGCCCGGAGUCCCCUUUAGGGGGGAACCCCACAUCCUCAAAAAGCCCCACCUCAGUCUUAGGUAAGGUUGAUAGGAGAGGUUAGGACAGCAGGCCAGGAGUUUUGUGUGAGAAGUUUUCAUACUGUCACCUCUCUCAUCGGGAGCCUAAGCCCAGGUGUGGGGUCCCAUUUAUUCCCCUUCAUUCCAUUUAUUCAAUUUGUAAAAAAAAAAAAAAAAAAAAAAAAAAAAAUUA